This is a messenger RNA of Ostreococcus tauri, 1302 nucleotides long. RefSeq names its product unnamed product. The record is from RefSeq and is a predicted model, not a curated record. Bases 1 to 1302 code for a protein of 433 amino acids. Gene Ontology annotation, molecular function: palmitoyl-(protein) hydrolase activity. NCBI's taxonomy places the organism in Eukaryota, Viridiplantae, Chlorophyta, Mamiellophyceae, Mamiellales, Bathycoccaceae. The transcript has a single exon. Gene Ontology annotation, cellular component: membrane.
AUGGCGCGCGAAUCGAUCGAUGCGACGAUCGAAACGAUCGCGCGGGCGAUGACGACGACAGCGGCGAGCUCGUCGUCGACGUCGUUUUUAGGACGCGAUGCGGAGUGGCCGGCGAUGGAGGGCGCGUCGUUGAUCAACAGAGCGAUCUUUCAAGCGCCCGCGCCGUCGUACACGGCGCGGAGGCACCCGUGGAGUCCGGCGCAUUUGGUCGCGGUGCGCUCGGGGAAGGAUUACGACUUCCCGUGCGUGUGGGUUCCGUGUCGACGAACUGCGGCGGAACGGGUGGUGAUACACUGUCACGCGAAUGCGUGUGAUAUCGGGCACAUACAUUCGUUGUGCGCUCGAGACGCGGAGUGUUGGAGGGCGCACGUGUUGUUGGUGGAGUAUCCGGGGUACGGCGCGGCGAGCGGGACGGCGUACGAGAGAUCGGUCGAUCGACACGUCGCGGCGGCGUAUGCGUACGUCACGGAAGAGUGUGGGUACAAGCCAAAGGAUGUGUUCGUUCUCGGGCGAUCGCUCGGGUCGGGACCGGCGACGAAACUCGCGGCGGCGGUGGAGAGUUUGUACGGGAAGGAACUCGGUGGCGUCAUCCUCCACUCGCCCUUCACCAGCGUCAAGGAGGUGGGUUUGUUCCUGCUGGGGAAUAUUGCGCACGUGAUGACGGAUAGAUGGGAUAAUCGAGAGUGGGUGCAGAGGUACAAGGCGAAGACGCUCAUCGUGCACGCGGUCGAGGAUGAGGUUGUGCCGUUUGAGCACGCCAAAAUUCUCGAGGAAAAGCGCCGCGAGCUCAAUUUACACUGUAGAUUGCACUCCACGCACGGCACGCACAACUAUUUCUCGUACUAUCGAGACUAUUUGCAGCCGAUCCUGGAUUUCAUCGAGUCCACGGUGAAACCCGGAGGUGUUCCGUAUAAGGUGGCGCCGCUGCCCGAUCCGAUUCCGCGCGCCGGCUUUUCCGAGGCGCAAGUGCGGAACAUCAUGUCACUCGUCAAGGCUCAAGCACCACCCGGGGAUUCUGAGCAAGAUUCCGUGGGAUUACGAUUCUACGGUAUGGUGGACGCCAUGGGCGAGACCAUAUCUCCCAGAGAAGGCGGAUCUCUGGACUCCAAGAAGGGUUUCGCCCGCUUUGGCUCAAACUCCAGUCUCAGCGCGGCGGGUUCGGCGGCGACGACCCCGCAGAAUAAAAGAUCUAUCUCGCCCAACAGCACCAUCGACGGAAACACGGACGUGCAAGAGGUCACUCCUGAAGAUGUGAUGAUAUUGACGCCCGGAGGCUCGAAACCAAGGUUUCUUCACGCUUGA